Orcinus orca (killer whale) is the source of this 444-nucleotide messenger RNA. RefSeq names its product IQ motif containing J (gene IQCJ). The record is from RefSeq and is a predicted model, not a curated record. Bases 127 to 444 code for a protein of 105 amino acids. The transcript is spliced from 5 exons. Lineage: Eukaryota; Metazoa; Chordata; Mammalia; Artiodactyla; Delphinidae.
UUCCAGCCUCACACUCGCCUCACAUUCCCCCACAGUCACACCGAGCUCUGGGAUUCAGAGGAAUACCGUGUGCCAGCAACCGAUUCACAGGCUCCUUUUACCUGCAGGUGUUCCAGAAACUUCAAAAUGCGUCUGGAAGAAUUAAAAAGAUUGCAGAAUCCUUUAAAACAAGUUAACGAUGGAAAAUAUUUACUUGAAAAUCACCAACUGGCCAUGGAUGUGGAGAAUAAUAUUGAAAAGUAUCACCUCCAUCUACAGCUCUUGGAAUCAAAGGUGAAAAUCAUUCAGCGAGUGUGGCGCGAGUACCUGCAGCGGCAGGACCCCCUGGAGAAGAGGAGCCCAUCCCCACCUUCCGUGUCCUCAGACAAGCUGAGUACCUCCGUCAGCAUGAACACCUUCUCGGACAGCAGCACACCUUUUAAGAACUCCGGAGUACAGGGCUGA